GUAAGUCUGUCAAUCAAUGACAGAAAACGAUUGAUUAAUGAGCGGAAUUCCAAAACGGAAUUAGAACCAUUUAAAUUACAAAUUGUGAAGUCACUUUUAUCAUUCAUUGAUUGCCACAACCUUAUGAGAAUGUUCUUUGUAUUGUGCAACUCUCUAGCGAGACCUAGAGUUCUUCACAGUCUAAGGAAGUACAAAAGUGACUACAAUUUGUGCGUAUAUAUUCCAACUCAAUCCAAAAGUCUAUCACGAAACAGGAAUUGGCGGAGUUCUCUCGUACCCUUGGGAAGAUUCAGUCAUCCCAUAGAGACUGAAUAUUCCACAAGCAAAUCUCAGUUAGAAGCUCCUAGCUGGAAGUAUAAACUACUUUAUGAUGGUCAGUGUCCAUUGUGUCGAAAGGAAGUUGCUUUCUUGCAGAAACACGACAACAAUCGUGGAAUUAUUUGCUUUGUAGAUAUAUCUGAUAAAUGCUACUCCUCUUUUGAUAAUGCAGGUAUAGAUUAUAAGACAGCUAUGGGAAGAAUUCAUGCUAUUCGAAAUGACGGUACAGUAGUAAGAGAUAUGGAAGUUUUCCGUGUAGUUUAUGAUGCCUUGGGCAUUGGUUGGAUCUAUUUUCCCACUAAACUUCCGAUGAUCAAACCUGUGGCUGAUUUAGUUUAUCGAAUUUGGGCCAAAUUCCGAUUGCCUUUGACAGGCAGGAAAAUGGUUUGAAGUUGUCCGUUACUGGAAAAAUGGUAUAUAUUAUCAUAGUAAAGAAGGAAUAUUUCUUUUCUUUCAAGAUGGAAGAAGGAUUUUAUUGAAAAU
Molecule: messenger RNA, 801 nt
Organism: Galdieria sulphuraria
Lineage: Eukaryota; Rhodophyta; Bangiophyceae; Galdieriales; Galdieriaceae
Exons: 1
Coding region: 124-708 (194 amino acids)
Molecular function (GO): protein-disulfide reductase activity
Source: RefSeq, a predicted model, not a curated record